Messenger RNA from Penicillium taxi, 1503 nucleotides. RefSeq names its product putative FAD-dependent oxygenase. The transcript is spliced from 4 exons. Lineage: Eukaryota; Fungi; Ascomycota; Eurotiomycetes; Eurotiales; Aspergillaceae. The coding region runs from base 1 to 1503 and encodes 500 amino acids. Gene Ontology annotation, molecular function: oxidoreductase activity; FAD binding. The record is from RefSeq and is a predicted model, not a curated record.
AUGCGCUUGCAAGUGAUCACUGCUGUGGCUGCGUGGACUGUUACCUCGGCAUGUCAAAGCAUUCCUAUCACUCAAAACCUCUGGUCUCGCGAUGUUGAUUACAAGGCGCUCAGUGGAAAGCUUUCUAGCUCUGCUAAGAUUUACUACCCUGGCUCGGAAGGGUUUGUGGAGGCUACUACUCGGUGGUCCAAUUUGGACACACCUACAGUGAACAUUGUGGUCGUUCCUAUCACAGAGAACGAUGUCGUCGAGACGGUGAAAUUUGCAAACAAGAAGAAAUUGCCUUUUCUGGCUUUCAAUGGCGCCCAUGGAGCAAUCACAACGUUAGGAAAUAUGACCAGCGGUAUCGAGAUCUACUUGGACCAGCUCAGCAGUGUUAAAGUUGCUGAGAAUGGCAAGACCGUUACAAUCGGUGGUGGGACGAAGUCUAAACUAGUAACUGACACGCUCUGGAAUUCUGGAAAGCAGACGGUCACUGGAGCUUGCGAAUGUGUCAGCUACCUGGGUCCCGCCUUGGGUGGUGGCCAUGGCUGGCUUCAAGGCCGCCACGGACUUAUUGCUGACCAAUUUCAGUCGAUAAACAUCGUGCUUGCCAACGGCACUCUUGUAACCCUAGACUCGAGCUCUGAGCUCUGGUGGGCGAUCAAGGGUGCCGGUCACAACUUCGGUAUUGUCACCUCCGUCACCUCUAAGAUCUAUGACAUUGAGUACAAGGAUUGGGCCAUUGAAAUCUUCACCUUCAGCGGUGACAAGAUUGAGGAUAUCUACAGUGCUGUAAACAAGUACCUCCUCAAGAACGGUACCCAGCCUACUGAUCUUAUCAACUGGUCUUACUGGUUUAACGACCUUGAAGCGGAUGCUAGCAACCCCAUCAUCCAAGUUUUAGUCAUCCAAGAAGGCGUCACGACCGUGAACUCGGCCUACACUGCUCCCUUCCACUCCUUGGGCCCUAUUUCUGUUGAAUCUCAUAGCGGCAGCUAUACUGACCUUGCUGAAUGGGUCGGCAUCACUACGACUUCCGGACCUUGCCAGAUGGACGGAUCCGUGAACCCACGGUUCCCCAACUACCUCAAGACUUACAAUGUGACCGCGAUGAAGAAAGCCUUCGACGUCUUCGCCAAUGGUAUUCGUGGCUCUUCCGUUUUCAAUAACUCUCUCGUCACAUUCGACGUAUACUCCACAGAAGGCGUCAAGUCUAUCGACUCCAAGAGCACCGCGUUCGCCUUUCGUGACCAGAAUAUUCUCACAGCACCCUUGAUCCAAUACAAACCCGCCGGCCCCGAGCUGGACAUAAAGGCCGCUAAGUUGGGUAACAGGAUCCGACAAAUUCUGCACAAGGGGUCUGGAGAGAAGCAUGUGCGCGCGUAUGUCAACUAUGCGUAUGGUGACGAGGGCCCUAAGGAGUGGUAUGGUAGUGAGACUUGGAGACAGAACCGGCUGCAGACCUUGAAGAAGAAAUAUGACCCGUAUGGGUUGUUCAGCUUCUAUGCGCCAAUCGCUUAG